CGGCACGGGCCGCCCACAGACCGUGACAGCAGGACAACAUGGAUCCCCUGCCCGGCCCCUUUAAGGCGCCCACCUCCCCUCCUCCCCCCUGGUGACGUCAUCACUGCUCGCCACACGUUCGCUCUUCCCGCUCGUUCUGCGCCAAUCGCGCGCGCCGGGCCCGGAGCGCUGAGAGCGCCGAGGAUGGCUCCCUCACCAACCAAACGCAAGGAUAGGUCUGAAGAGAAAUCAAAGGACCGAUCCAAGGACAAAGCAGCCACUAAGGAAUCGGGUGAAAAGGAUCGUGGUCGGGACAAGACGCGCAAAAGGCGCAGUGCUUCCAGUGGGAGUAGCAGCACCAGGUCCCGCUCCAGCUCCACUUCCAGCUCAGGAUCCAGUUCCAGCACUGGUUCCAGCAGUGGCUCGAGCUCCUCUUCUGCCUCAAGCCGCUCUGGGAGCUCCAGCACCUCACGCAGUUCAAGUUCCAGCAGCUCCUCUGGAUCCCCCAGUCCGUCCCGACGGAGACAUGACAACAGGAGGCGGUCCCGCUCCAAGUCCAAGCCACCGAAGAGAGAUGAAAAGGAGCGGAAGCGGCGCAGCCCAUCACCCAGACCUACAAAAGUGCACGUUGGGAGGCUCACUAGAAACGUCACCAAGGAUCACAUCAUGGAAAUUUUUUCCACUUAUGGAAAGAUUAAAAUGAUUGACAUGCCAGUUGACAGGCUAAAUCCACACCUCUCUAAAGGCUACGCUUAUGUGGAGUUUGAGAACCCAGAUGAUGCUGAGAAAGCCCUGAAACACAUGGAUGGAGGGCAGAUCGAUGGGCAGGAGAUCACUGCCACAGCUGUACUGGCACCACGGCCCAGACCGCCGCCUCGGCGCUUCAGCCCCCCCAGGAGGAUGCUGCCCCCACCCCCCAUGUGGCGCAGGUCACCCCCUCGCAUGAGGAGAAGGUCUCGCUCCCCGCGCCGCAGGUCUCCUGUUCGCCGGCGCUCGCGGUCCAGGUCUCCGGGACGAAGGCGCCACCGCAGCCGCUCCAGCUCCAACUCGUCACGAUAAAGCAAAAAAAGAAUGGACAGCUUUUUAUUUUUUAACUUAAAUUCCGCGAAAAUAAAUAUUGUACCUUUUUUAUAAUGGGUCUAGGAGAGGAAGGGAGAGAGGGGGAGAGAGAGGAUGCAGUGGAGGUAACAGAGAGGAGACGGCAGCAGCUCCCGGCCAUUGGGCAGCCUCUGCUGCGGGGCUUGGAAGUUUCCUGGCAUUGAAUUGGCAUUAUUGACAAACAGCCUCGAUUUUUAUGUUUUAGUUUUGUUUUUUCCCGGCUAUAAACCCACCGUGUCCUGUGCUGGUUGUGCGGGGCUGCUCUGGCCCCUUUGUCCAGUGAGUUCACAAUGCUUUGUGUGCUGUAAGGGUGAGCGUAUCGAUCUCGAGCUGUUUGGAAACGCUGCAGAACGGGACAGGGAGCCUCAGGGCUGGGACUGAGCGGCUCG
Molecule: messenger RNA, 1466 nt
Organism: Coturnix japonica (Japanese quail)
Lineage: Eukaryota; Metazoa; Chordata; Aves; Galliformes; Phasianidae
Source: RefSeq, a predicted model, not a curated record